Molecule: messenger RNA, 2183 nt
Organism: Trematosphaeria pertusa
Lineage: Eukaryota; Fungi; Ascomycota; Dothideomycetes; Pleosporales; Trematosphaeriaceae
Product: FAD-binding domain-containing protein
Exons: 3
Coding region: 118-1827 (569 amino acids)
Molecular function (GO): FAD binding; oxidoreductase activity
Source: RefSeq, a predicted model, not a curated record
CGCGACUUCGGCUUGAGGUUCGAAAUUUGCGCAUUGCGAAUGAGGCUGUAGAUAUGAGUGUCGUACCUCACGACAUCUUUGGUUUCUCAUCAGCCUGUGCUUCAGUCAUUACCGAUCAUGAAGGGCUCGUUCUUCUCUUUCACUUCUGCUCUUGUCUGCCUGUGUGCCGGACCGACCGUCUUGCGAGCACAAAGUGCGGACCCAACAUGCCGUUAUCUGCCUGGCGAUGAAGGCUGGCCCAGCGCAGAGGAAUGGUCUCAAUUGAACGCCAGUGUAUCUGGUCGCCUUAUCGCCACCAUCCCACAAGGCCAUGUGUGUCACGACCCGACGUACGAUGCGAGUGCAUGUGCAGAGCUCGAGCAGAUGUGGUCUUUGCCGCAAUCCCACUUCGACGACCCGUCGGGCUUCAUGUCCGCAUACCAUCAGAACGCGAGCUGCGAUCCGUAUACGCCUCGGAACACGACUUGCAGGCAGGGAAAUUACGUCGAGUAUGCGAUUGAGGUGCUGGAAGCGGAGGACGUGAUUGCAGGAUUGAAGUUUGCGCAGGAAAAGAAUGUGAGGCUGGUAGUUAAGAAUACUGGUCAUGACUACUUGGGCAAGUCCACCGGUAAAGGAGCGCUUAGCCUGUGGAUGCACAACCUCAAGUCCAUCUCUUUCUCUAAUUACACCAGCGAACCGUACACCGGCCCCGCAGUGAAGAUGGGCGCCGGCGUGCAAGCCUUCGAAUUGUAUGAAGCAGCCGACAAGAUGGGCCUGCAAGCUCUAGGCGGCGAAUGCAUUACUGUAGGUGUUGCAGGCGGAUACACGCAAGGCGGUGGCCAUUCGUUCCUGGGUGGAAAACACGGCAUGGGCGCCGACCAAACCCUGGAAUGGGAAGUCGUCACCGCAAACGGGACGCUCGUGACCGCCACUCCCACCCAGAAUUCAGACCUCUACUGGGCACUGAGUGGCGGUGGAGGCGGCACCUACGGUGUGGUUGUCUCCUUAACCGCGAAAGCGUAUCUAGAUAGCAUCGUCGGAGGCGCAAGCCUCGCCUUUACGGACCCAACUAUCGAUCCUGACACGCUCUGGGACACCAUAGCAUUCUUUCUUGAGACUGGACUCCCUGCAAUUACCGACGCCGGCGCGCAUGUCCAGUGGUAUGUUGCCGGUCCAGUCUUCGGGGUCACGGUGGCCACCAUUCCGGGCGCAACAGAGGACGACAUGCGCGAAGCCUUCGCCCCGUUCACGGAGUACCUCGACAGCCACUCGAUUGCGUACCAAAUGAACGUGACGUUGUUCCCCUCCUUCCUCCAGCACGCAGACCACUACAGCGGCCCUCUCCCCUAUGGCACGAUACCAGCAGCCCAACUCCAAGGCGGUAUUUUCUUCCCGCGCAGUGGUGUCGCCUCCAACGGCACCGCCCUCAUCUCCAUCCUCCGCAACGUCACAACUUCCACAAACUUCUACAUCGCGCCCUACGCCCUGGAUGUCUCCCGCGCACCUUCUUCCCCUAACGCCGUCAACCCCGCCUGGCGCGGUGCACUAGCCUACUUCAUGGUCAUACAGUUCUGGAACUACACCGUCCCUGUUAGCGUUAUGCAUGAGCAGGAGCGUAUACUCACCGAGGAGAUUAUGCCACCGUUGCAGGAGCUGGGGAGCGGUGCGUAUAUGAACGAGGCAGACGUCCACAAUCCGAGGUGGAGGGAAGAGUUCUAUGGGACAAACUUUGGGAAAUUGACGGAGAUUAAGAAGAAGUGGGAUCCGCAGGAUUUAUUUUAUGCGACGACGGCUGUGGGGAGUGAUGCAUGGAAAGUGGGAGGAGAUGGGAGAUUGUGUAGGGCUUGAGAGGGUGCGAAGCCGAGUGGUUCAGUACGUGUUCAAAUUCUCUAAUAUAUCCUGGAAAUUUGAAGGGAAACGACCGAGAGGUGCAUGGAUCGCGAAUAGUACGAAAGUAAGAGCUUCAUAUGUUUUAUACGCAUGACUGACUACAGGACAAGGGGCAGGAAGUGUAAUGACCGUGAAAAGAUAAAAUACAAGGGGAAUGGAUAGCCGCGAGAAAGUGGCCAAUUCGAUCAAAGUUGAAAAAGCAAGCAAUAGAGAAGAGAAAACCCAUAUCCGUCUCGCCGCAUUUACUUGUAAGGGAGAUGGCCGAGUUCUCCCCUAUCGUGGGAGCGGGCUUUGUAAUGUGGACGAAGCAAGCC